Bipolaris victoriae FI3 is the source of this 1449-nucleotide messenger RNA. RefSeq lists its product as hypothetical. The record is from RefSeq and is a predicted model, not a curated record. Bases 1 to 1449 code for a protein of 482 amino acids. The transcript is spliced from 3 exons. Lineage: Eukaryota; Fungi; Ascomycota; Dothideomycetes; Pleosporales; Pleosporaceae.
AUGUCGUUUGGGUUUUCAAUCGGGGACAUUAUACUCCUCAGUCAACUAGCGUAUGGUCUCUACUCAAGCAUCAGUUCUGGAAGGAAGGCAGCCUCGCGCGAUCUCAAAGAACUUGAGGACGUACUUUUCAGCCUAAAAUGUGCCUUGGACCAUCUGGGAGAAGCUUCCAAGGAUCUGCUUGCACGACCAGAUCGGCAUGGAGGAGCAAAUUUCAAAGAGAAACUAGAUGCGAUGAUGAAUGCCUGCGCGUCUACUCUAAAAGAACUAGAAGCCAUGACUGAGAAGUACCGUUCGGUUGAGAGCACAGCUGUAGAGAAUGCAGCGGCCAACAAAGGCAAAGCGAAGCUGCGCACAUUAGACGACAUGAAGAAAAGCAUCCAAGUCAACUGGUAUAGGGUGCGGUGGGACCGUGAAAAACUGUCGCUGCAACAAUAUCGCGAGAAGCUGAAGUCGCAUACUGAUGCGAUAAAUCUCAUACUGACUUCUAUGAUCUGGGCAAACUCUACCCUCGCAGACGACAAAAGCACACAGAGCCAUGAGAAGACCCAUGGGUUGUUAGAGCAAGUGCUGAAAAAGUCAGAAGCUGAUGAUUCAGUCCGAAGCAUAGUUGAGGACAUCCGCAAUAUGCUCACACAGGUCGAUCUGGGUGCGAGAAAGGUCCCUGAAACUCAACCGGCCCCCGUGGUACUAUCAAGUAACUCGGCAUUUAUCGCUGCAUAUGCACAUAGUCCAUCACCGAUUAUAAAAGGCAAUGUCUUUGCCACGAGUUAUGCACAACGUUCUGCUUCAGUCAACAUAAAUCUGAACCCAGCACUGCCAAUCAGACCACCUCGCGGGCAUAUGAAAAGAGUGUUGUUCUCAUCUGGAGCUGCGGAGACGCCAUUCCAUGAUCACCAACAUGCACCGGAGAUUCAAAACGAGCUAUCAAGCGCUGUAGGUCAGACAAACUUGCCUUCAGAGACUAUUGAUCUCAACGCUAGGCGCCAUGCUUUUGGUGAAGAGGAGUAUGAGGCCUUCAGGCAGCGCCACCCCAUAGAGGAAAAAGUUAAAAAGCCAUCUUUCUUGACGCCCGCGACUCCGACUAUCCAAGAUCUCUAUGAUGGCACAAUAUACCUCUUCUCAUCCCUGCCAGAGGGCAAGCAACAGACAGACGAGCUAAAGUUUGCAACUCAACGCUGGACACAGGGACUAUCCCUUCUAAUCAAGAAUACCACAUCUGAUGCAGAGUCUGAUGAUGGAUUUCUCCAUUUGCUACAGAUGCUAAACAGAACUGUAGAGGGCAGUGCCAAAUCAGUGCGAAAGCUCUUCUACGAGGUCUCAGGCUCUGCGGGUUUGCUGGGUGCUCUGGAUCAGAUAUUAGCGACCUCGAAAAGUGUCAGAGUGAUGAAGGAGAUUGAGGAUUUUCAGGAUGCUAAAGAAGAGUGGGAAGACGAUAAUGGUGGUAAUUGA